Messenger RNA from Mytilus californianus (California mussel), 1785 nucleotides. RefSeq names its product NXPE family member 1-like. The record is from RefSeq and is a predicted model, not a curated record. The coding region runs from base 265 to 1785 and encodes 506 amino acids. NCBI's taxonomy places the organism in Eukaryota, Metazoa, Mollusca, Bivalvia, Mytilida, Mytilidae. The transcript has 6 exons.
UGUCAACAUCAGCGUCGAAUAUAUACCAUUUCAUAACACGUCUAUUACGAUUGGAGCAAAACAAUUUAGACAUAUUAAUUCUCACGAUGAGACAGUUUGGAUAUUAAGUCAUGAGAUGAUCAAUUUGGAUAUAAACUUUCACAAGGAAUGUACAAAUGAACAAUUUGGAUCCCACCGCUAGCCAACAAAUUAUAUAACGUGUACACAUGUUUAAAAUGCAGACCCAAAAGAACAACGAGAUUCCUAAUAAUCCACCUUGCAACGAUGAAAUUGUUCGGCUACCAGUUUGGGUAUUUUGGAUACAAAAAAGAAAUUGGAACUUUUACAACUACUGACUUCAAGUAUUAUAAAAGAUAUAUGAGCUUUGAAAACGUAGAAUUCGGCAAAUCUCUUGUUUAUUUGCCAAAAUCUACAGUAGAAAUAUAUAACAAUAAAUCAGCUACGUUUACUACCGGUGACAUUAUAACACUUAGAAUAAUCCUCCAUAAUGAAAAUGGUGACGUUGUAACUGAUGGUGGUGAAUUUAUAAAAAUCUGGAUGUCUGAGAAAGGGAAAGGCGCAGGUUCAGUUGGAUAUGUAGUGGAUCAUGGUAAUGGUACAUAUAUCGGAGUGAUAAAGGCAUUAUGGAGCGGAUCACCGCACAUCACACUUUUAUUGCCAUUUCCAAGAGAAUCUAUUGGAUUAUUUGUAAACCACAUAUACAGGAAUGGAAUGUUGCGGACUUUAAAAGGAGUUUUUAAGAAUGCUCGUGGAGAAACUGGUAAAGGUAUAUGUGGGAUUCACACACUGACAAAAGACGGCAUCUGUGACUUUACAUCAUUAAAUUAUGGAAUGCGAUGGUUUUGUUCAUUACCAGAUACAGCCGGGUUUACUUGUACCGACUGGUAUGCGCCAAUAGGAGAUCCGACUAUAUCGACACUUUCAAAGACACAGAAGCACUUCUUAAGUUCUACCAGUAAUAGAAUCAUAAAGGAAAUUAAAGUUCAUGUUUAUGGUGAUAAAACCAUAUAUCCCCCAAAGUGCUUGUGCAGAGAAAUAAAUCCUUCAGUCACAUGGAACAGUUCGUCCCCAAUGGGAUAUUUUUAUAAUAGAACAUGGCAUAAUCUCUUAUGCCAAAACAAAGUUGAACACAGUAACAAUAUGUAUAUAUCUUGUCUUAAAAACAGGGAGCUUUACAUGGUUGGAGAUUCUACACUGCGACAAUGGCUUAUGUCAAUGGUUGAGAUUUUAAAUCUUAAGCUCUCGGUUGGACGGACUUCAGAUGCUCUAAGAGGUUAUCAUCAACCAAUUAAAGCUCUGAGUAAAAAUAAGAGGCACAAUAUUUGUGUUACGUGGGCUGCGCACGAGUUCCCAUUUUUCACUUAUAAACCUAAUACGACAAUACAUCACUUUAAACCUGCAAGAUAUCACCUAAAGGUCAUACGUUCAAAAAAUCCGAUCGUUGUCCUGCCCUGGUAUGUACAUAUAGGUUUUGCUCCAUUGUCAGUUUAUGAAGAACAUGUAAGGAACGCUAAAGAUGCUAUAAUUCAAUUAUUGAAUCGUGUGCCUAGCGCUAAGAUAUUAAGCGUAACAUUACAUAACAUUAAGAAUUAUGAAGGUGUUCCAUAUGAUUUUGUCAGAUAUUUGCAGGAUAAAUUGUUAUUCCAGAUUUUCAACAAUAUCAAACAUAAAGUUGUGUAUUUAAAUGAAUGGGAUAUCACAGUUGCUUCCGAAAGUAAUAAUAUGCAUCCGGUCAAUGAGUUAUCCCUUAAAAUGGUUCAUGAAUUACUAUCUUAUAUUUGUUAA